Psilocybe cubensis is the source of this 1002-nucleotide messenger RNA. RefSeq lists its product as uncharacterized. The transcript has 8 exons. Lineage: Eukaryota; Fungi; Basidiomycota; Agaricomycetes; Agaricales; Agrocybaceae. Bases 1 to 1002 code for a protein of 333 amino acids. Gene Ontology annotation, molecular function: hydrolase activity, hydrolyzing O-glycosyl compounds. Gene Ontology annotation, biological process: carbohydrate metabolic process. The record is from RefSeq and is a predicted model, not a curated record.
AUGCACAUUUCUCUGUGGUCUUCCGGCUUCUUGCUCCUGGUUCCAGCGGCAACUGCUCAGCUCAACAUUUGGGCUCGAGCUUCAGGGAAACUUUACUUCGGAUCUGCAACGGACAACUACGAGCUUUCGGACAAACCAUACAAGGCGCAACUAAGUAAUACUCAUGAUUUCGCUCAAAUUACCCCAUUUGCAACGGAACCGACCAGAGGCAAAUUCAAUUUCACUGGAGGAGACGAAAUUGUCAAGUUCGCCAAAAAGAAUCAACAGCUCGUCAGAGGCCAUACUUGUGUUUGGCACAGUCAGCUUCCGGAUUGGGUUGAAGCAGGGAAUUUUAGCAAGGCAGAGCUUAAUUCCAUCGUGCACAACCACUGCCACGCCUUGGUUAAACAUCAUAAGGAGCCAUUCAACGAAGAUGGAACUUUCCGCGAAACUGUGUUUUACAACACUAUAGGUAUAUCGUAUAUCAGCACUGCUCUUCGAGCAGCCAGGGCAGCUGAUCCUAAGGCAAAACUCUAUAUCAACGAUUAUAAUCUUGAGGGAUUGAGCCCCAAAUCUACAGGAAUGGUCAACCUUGUCAAGCAACUAAAGAAAGACCGCGUUCCAAUUGACGGCAUCGGUGUGCAAGGUCAUCUCAUUGUCGGGAGCUUGCCUACCACAAUUCGGGAAAAUCUUCAAGCAUUCGCAGAUCUAGGGGUUGAAGUCGCGAUUACUGAACUAGACAUUCGGAUGCCAACACCUCCUACUGCUGCGCUUUUGGAACAGCAAAAGAAGGACUAUCAAACUGUGAUCGCUGCUUGUAAAGCGGUCAAGAAAUGCAUUGGUGUCACCAUCUGGGACUGGACCGAUAAGGCACGCGUAUUUGAAGGGGAAGGCGCAGCCUUACCUUGGGACGAGAAUCUCGUCAAGAAACCCGCCUACUACGUCCUGAGACGAGAACAGCAUCAGCACCACUUUUACAAACGUACUGCGGUGACAUAUAGAAUAUUCUACGCGACCUCAUGA